Messenger RNA from Linum trigynum, 3786 nucleotides. Lineage: Eukaryota; Viridiplantae; Streptophyta; Magnoliopsida; Malpighiales; Linaceae. The record is from the annotation of a GenBank genome assembly.
GGGCGGACUUUGCAUAGCGCACACUACUACGAACUUCUUUAUUCAUGGCCAUUCGAAGCCAACCUUUGACAUUGGCGUCCCAUCGAGUCCUUGCCCGCAACUCUGGAUCUUUCUCUGGCUUAGGAAUCAUGCCGUCAACAAAGUCGAACUUGUUUUUGACAAUCAAGGCGCCAGUCACAUCUACAACCCAUUCAGCAUAAUUGGUUGGAUUGAGUGGAUCGCCUACUUGCACUUGACUGUUACUCUCCGAAUGAUGUAGGUAUUAGAUCGUGGACUGGUCGAUAUCACCAUCGACAAGCCCUUUUACUGAGCUCCCGCUAGAGCCGAAAGACACGAACGUCAUCGUGUCUUUCGUGCUCACCAUGACUGCGAGAAGACAACGUUAUUGUUGGACCUGUUGCUCUGAUACCAUGAGAAAUAUAAGAAAAUAUAAAAAAUGAAAUACGAUCUUUUACGUGGUAUCCCCGAUUUUACGAUCAAGACUAAUAAUCCAUGGGAGAGUUCAGCCUCUCCGACUUUGAAGUAGGACAAUUACACUGAGCAGAGGGAAUGGGCUGCUCGGGUCUGGGCCGGGACGUCGAUACAUGGCCCAAAAAAGAUUAUCACUUUUCUGUGAUAAUUGGUCGAUCGAUUUAUCCGCCGGAGAGCCAUUUUUCUGGUGUAAUUAAUUAAGUAGUAGUUGUGGACGAUGACUAGUAGUGAGGCGGCAGAAUUGUUAUUCGUUUCAUAAUGGAUUAUAUAUAAUUGUAGGUUGCGGUGGGUGUUUGCGGGGAGGGCCCGAGUGGAAUUAGGUAUCAAAUUCACUUUCUAGUGUAUAUAUAUCAACCAAUACUAGACCUAAUCCUUAACCAACACAUAUUAUAAAACAAUCAUUAUAUACACACACAUAAAGAAGUUGUGGUGUUACGUUGUGGAAUUAGAUGAUGACAACGAGUAGUUGCAAAGUCAGUAACAACAAGAGAAAUCACCAAGGUGAAGGAGGAGACGAGCAACGACAUCGACGGACAUGGGCGGAUAUGUGUCCAGAAAUCCUCCAUUCCAUCUACGCCAAGCUGCUUCCUUCCCACCGCCACGGCACCCGCUUCGGCUCCGUCUGCAGGAACUGGCACCGACUCCACUCUCCGACGUCCAAAUACAUGUGGCUGGUAUAGACGCCAGGAAUUACCAACGGCAACAUGGACGGCCGAUCACAUGGGAGGAGUUCCGCUCAAGGAUCGUCGCAAAGGCCGGCGCCUGGUUGCUUCUUAGGGAAUCAGGCCUGAUCUACGCUUGUUUCAAUCCUCUGCUUCGAUAUCCUGCGAGCUUAAUCAACUUACCCCCACUGUCAAUGCAUUAUUGUACAUACCCCAACCCAAGACCCAUCAAGGGUGUCUUCUCGGCACUGCCUACGGCUCGCGACUGGAUGAUUCUCGUGGUGUAUGGCACUCGUUACUUCAGCACGCUUCGUCGUGGCAACUGGUUCUGGAGGACAUAUGAUUUCUCCCUAAAUGGGGAAAGGGCACAGAUCUGCCUCGGCGUUGCAUACAGAGAUAAAAAAUUCUUUUGUUUGUUUGAAAAGGGUGAUAUGUUGAUUUACAAUGUUGACAGGAACCUCCACAAGAACGAGAGGAGGAGGAUGUUGACCACGACAAAACCUUUGUUAUCUGAGCAACUGGAUCACCUGGACAGCUUAUAUGUUGUGGUGGCACCAAUGACGACGACGACGAAGAGUGCUCGAGAUUGUCAAUGCGAGGAAGUAGGAGGGGAUCAGGUAGAAGUUAUGGUGGUGAGUUGGAACGAGAUCUUUGGACAAGUGGAAAGAACAACUUCCGGCUACUGACAUUGGAGAGGAAAACUAUGGUGUUGACAGACCUAUUAAAGAAUGAUGAAGAUCAGGAAGCGGUGUCGUUGGAGGAAGGAGAGAUCAACAACAAAAGAGUGGUUUUAGUGAAAGAUGAGCUCCCCUUGAAGAUGAGUUGUUUUGAUCAAGGUCUGUUCCAUUGCAUAUUGAUAGCUUUUUGUGUAAUAUUUUUCCUGAUAUAUCUAAUUUUGAUUCACUAGUGCAUUAGAGGGUUUUUGUGACGAAGAAAAUUAUUGCUAUGAUUAGGAUUUUGUUCACAAAAUCUGAUUAGUGACCAAAAAGUAUUGGUAAGAGUUUUGGUCAGUAUUCAUCCCGUUAGAAAAUGUAUCUUCAGACCAAAAUAUUGUUUUUGUCACGAUACGUAAUCAUUUAGCGGUCCUAUUUAUGAAUAAUUUCGAUUAUAUUUAUUUAAUUAUACAUCUCUUUUCAUAAAUUUAUCAAAGUAAUUAUUCAUCAAAUUAAACUAUCAAUUAUUUAUUAUUCAAUUGUGUAACUUACUUGUCGUGCAAUCCAAAUUUGAAAAGUAACCUUCCGAUAGUUAGCUAAGCGUAUUAGACAAUAAAAUAAACUAACACGUAUAAACAUUAUAAAAUGUAUUUGAUGACCUAAAUUUUUUAUCUUAACAAAAUAAAUGUGUUGAGUGAGAAUUGGGUAGCAAAUUGAAAGCUUUGGCUAUUUUUGUUCAUAAGUUAAAAGGUUUGACUAUUUUUGGGCAUUUACCUAAUCCUGCAAAUCCUGCAGAAUUAAGUUUUCGAAUUCAUUAAAAUUCCAAAUCCUGCAAAUAUUUAAAAAGUUUGUUAUAACUAAGGCUGCCUAGUCUUCAAGUGUUCUGUGCCUUGGGCCUUGCCAUGUGACUGAAAGGAAGAAAGAACGACUUGGGCCCUAAUCUGCUUGGUGGACCGCUGCGGGCUAACAAAUUCCAUUGUGGGCCCGGAUUUGCCCAUGGACAGUGCGGGCUUGGAUUUGCCAUCCCAAAAUUGUCUUGAUUAGCAAUGGUUAUGGAGAUCAGUGUAGGAUUAAUUCCUUUAUGCCACAACUUUAUCAAACAUAAAGCUAAGCCACUUGCUUGCUCUAAUUAUGGGCAUGUGCACAGUGUUAUAAAUCUUUGUGAAUCUAGUAAAGUAGCCAUUUUUUUCCUUUAAUCGACACUACAAUAAUUCUAGUGGGGAAGGGUGAAUUAUCUACAAGAAUUGUUAAGUUGGUGAUUGAAAUGCAGUUUGAGUCCAGUACCGUCUCACAAAAAAUUCUAACGGUCAUGGGUGUGAGUGACGUACGUGGUUCAUGGGUCGGCAAAAAAUUAUUGAUACUAAUUCGAGUGGGUAGCGAAUAAGUUUAGGUCCCUCAAUUAAUAAUAAAAAUUCGUUUGUUCAUCAUACAAUUAUUCAAUUAGUGGGUAUUUUAUAUCACUCGACUAAAAUUGUAUUCUCGUAGUGGGGAUAAGAAAUUGGCACAAGAAAAAAAACCAUGCAAAAAUGUAAUCCUGCCAUGGAAUUCUCAAAAGUCAAGUUUGUUGUGAUGAGACUGGUAUAUAUGGUAGGUGAAACUCUCCAACAAAGUGAUAACUAACCCCAAAAUAAAAUCUAAAAUCAGUGGGUAUUUUACUAUUUUAUAUAUUAUUAUUUUUUCUGAUUUCCAAUUUGGUGGGCUUCUUUUGCAUAGGUCAGUCAUGCCCCCACAGGCCACAACUAUACUCUAGUAUUCUUUCCCCCCACUAAACUUGAUUAAAUAAACAUGUUUAGCAUAUUGAUGAUAUGAUUAGCUGAUGAUUAGGCGGAUCAUUGGUCAUUCUGGGAUUAAAACCUGUUAAAUUACAAACUAAUCGAAAUUUUUUAUACAUAUUGCCUUGGAAAAUGAUACAUGUCUAAUAAAAUUUAGUAAAAUCAUAGAAUUUAUAGGAUCUAACAUAUUUGCAAGUUCAUAGAUUCUAAAAAAGUUUUUAAGUUAAU